Messenger RNA from Dentiscutata erythropus, 300 nucleotides. The record is from the annotation of a GenBank genome assembly. NCBI's taxonomy places the organism in Eukaryota, Fungi, Glomeromycota, Glomeromycetes, Diversisporales, Gigasporaceae.
GAGACUACAAAAAUUGCAGCAAAUAUUUCUGAAGAGGCUUCUGGAAAGACUACAAAAAUUGCAGCAAAUAUCUCUAAAGAGACUUCUGGGGAGACUACAGAAAAUAUAGUGAGUAUCUCUGAAAAGACUUCUGAGGAGACUACAGAACUUGCAGCGUAUAUUUUUGAAUUUACUUUCCUUGGCAUCCAGAACAAGACCAGCAACAGUAAUGAAAGUUCUAAUAAUGAUAAUGGUUUUAGUAGUAGUGUAAAAUCAAAAGAAGUUAAACAAAAGAAGCAAACGAUUGCAAAAGAGCUUCUG